This is a messenger RNA of Syzygium oleosum, 2138 nucleotides long. RefSeq names its product glutathione synthetase, chloroplastic. Gene Ontology annotation, cellular component: cytosol. The record is from RefSeq and is a predicted model, not a curated record. NCBI's taxonomy places the organism in Eukaryota, Viridiplantae, Streptophyta, Magnoliopsida, Myrtales, Myrtaceae. Gene Ontology annotation, molecular function: ATP binding; glutathione binding; glutathione synthase activity. The transcript is spliced from 12 exons. Bases 106 to 1809 code for a protein of 567 amino acids. Gene Ontology annotation, biological process: glutathione biosynthetic process.
UUUGUCUUGCUUUAUUGCCAGGGCAAUGCCUCCAUCCUGUCCAAGAAGAUUCGUUUCUAGUAUCUGAAAAAUCCUAAGAAAGCCAAGUCAAAAGAGAUCAGGUAGAUGGGAGCCGUUCAUUCAUCAUCUCUGGCUCUCUCCACCUCCACUGACACUUGUUUUAUCCCUGGGACGUCCGCUCUUCGUCCUCGCGCAUCCAAAGUUGUGUCCAAACUCAAAUCGAACUCUUCCCUUUCUGGUCGGAUUUGGAGAGACGAUAAAAUCCUAGAUCCACCCGUCUCGAUAUUCACGAGCACCGUCGCCCAAGAUUCAAUCUUUGCGCAGUCUCUCCCUUUGAGGUGUGCGAGGCUCGAGAUGGCGACCAAGAACGAUGCGGUGGCGGGAAAACCCACGUUGGGUUUCGUCGAAAUUGAUCAGGAUUUGGUUGAUGAGAUGGUUUAUGAUGCUCUUGUCUGGAGUUCUCUUCAUGGGUUCGUCGUUGGCGACAGAAAUAUUGAGAGAUCAGGAAAAGUACCUGGUGUCGGUCUGGUGCAUGCUCCGUUUGCUUUAUUGCCAUUCUCAUUCCCGGAGAGUCAUUUUAGAGAGGCUUGCGAAUUAGCUCCUAUUUUCAAUGAGCUUGUUGAUCGUGUGAGUUUGGACGGGAAGUUUUUACAAGAUUCAUUAUCCAGAACAGAGAAGGUGGAUGCUUUCACCUCUCGACUUUUAGAUAUCCAUUCCAAGAUGAUGGAAAUUAAUAAGAAACAUGAGAUACGACUGGGUCUGCAUCGAUCAGAUUAUAUGCUUGAUGAACAAACCAAGUUACUGCUUCAGAUAGAACUGAACACCAUAUCAUCCUCAUUUCCGGGUCUUAGCUGUCUUGUGAGCGAGCUUCACAGGUCCUUGCUGAACCAUUAUGGAGAAACUCUUGGGUUAGAUCCCAGGAGGAUCCCUACUAAUGCUGCUGUGAGUCAUUAUGCAGAGGCCUUGGCGAAAGCUUGGAUUGAGUUCAAUAACCCAAAGGCCGCUGUUCUGGUUGUGGUUCAGCCAGAGGAACGGAAUAUGUACGACCAGCACUGGCUUUGCUCUGUCUUGAGGGAAAGACAUAAUGUGAGGUCUGUUCGAAAGACCUUAGCAGAAAUUGAUGCAGAGGCGAAGCUUCAGCCUGAUGGCACGUUACUUGUAGGUGGAGUCCCUGUAGCAAUUAUUUAUUUUAGAGCUGGGUAUACCCCAAAUGAUUAUCCUUCAGAAUCGGAGUGGAGAGCCAGGCUACUUAUGGAAGAGUCAUCUGCAAUUAAGUGCCCGUCAAUAUCUUAUCAUUUAGCAGGCACCAAAAAGAUUCAACAGGAACUUGCAAAACCUAAUGUACUUGAAAGAUUCCUUGAGAACAAAGAAGACAUUGCCAAGGUCCGGAAAUGCUUCGCAGGGUUAUGGAGCUUAGAAGACCCUGAUAUUGUUGGUAAAGCAAUUGAAAGUCCCGAGCUAUUUGUCAUGAAGCCCCAGAGGGAAGGGGGAGGAAACAACAUCUAUGGCGACAAUGUGAGAGAAACCCUCUUAAGGCUGCGGCGUGAAGGGACUGAGGAGGAUGCUGCGUACAUCCUUAUGCAAAGAAUUUUUCCAAGCAUUUCUCCCACAACUCUCGUCCGUGAUGGCAUUUGUUAUAAAGAUCACGCCGUGUCAGAACUUGGGGUAUAUAGUGCUUAUUUGAGGAACAAAGAGAAUGUCAUCGUAAACGAACAGUGUGGUUAUUUAAUGAGAACAAAGAUAUCGUCAUCAAAUGAAGGUGGAGUCGUUGCUGGAUUCGCAGUUCUGGAUAGCUUAUAUCUGACUUGAGAUUUGAGGCGCUUGGAUCUCAGCUGUAUUCUCUUGUUAAACUCUUCAUUCUGAUUUCUAAUAGUGACUGAUGCAUGCUCACAAGUCCUCUGAACAAGUUUUGCUACCCCAUUGGAUGUGGAAAUUGUGCGAGUCGAUAAAGUUAAAUCCAAUUGAAGAUUUUUUAUUUGAAGAGGAAAUUGAGGGCAUUAUACGUUUUCCAAUUUGUUGGCAGAAGUCUGGUGCAGGGUCAGUGAAAACAAUAUGUUGCAUCUGAUCUAAUGUAUUUUCACUUGACACUACAUAAUGAUCUGAAAAGGUGGUCUCAGUGGGAUGUUGAUUUUUUGUAA